Molecule: messenger RNA, 5106 nt
Organism: Plasmodium gonderi
Lineage: Eukaryota; Apicomplexa; Aconoidasida; Haemosporida; Plasmodiidae
Exons: 1
Coding region: 1-5106 (1701 amino acids)
Source: RefSeq, a predicted model, not a curated record
AUGAACGAACACAUGUUCAGUUAUGAAAACAUAUUCAUGAAUAAAGAGCUAAAUAUUGAUGAAGAGAUUAAGCAGAAAAGUAAAAAUGAGAAUAUAGAACCCACAGAUGGCCCAGAUGUGGCUCCAGUUGAUGAAGGUUCUGGUGAAAUUCCCUGCGAAGGUUCAGAUUGUAUUCCAGAAGGUGACCCAAUGUGUGACCUUGUUGAAAACGACUUAAAUUCAGAACAUGUGCAGGCGAGCUCUUCCAUUGAACAAGGUAUAAUAGAAAACAUAAUCGAAAAUGUGAAAGGUUUUAGUAAUUCAGUUGUAGGAGGAACUCCUAAUGCCACAGAUUGUAAGGUAGAUUCCUCAACAAUGUUUGAAGAGACAGAAUAUAAGGGAAAUAAGGAUUUUCCACAAGUUCAGAUAAACAAAAAAAUGGCAUCUGAAAGUAAAAAAAAAAAAAAAAAAAAAAAUGAUAUAUCAUCCCUUUUUACCGAUUCGUCCAUGGAAAUUAUGGGAUUGAUCAGGGAAAAUCCAAUCAAUGCCAAGAAUGAAAUGGGAAAACCGUUUUGUGAAACGGUUGACCAAAGUGAAGAAGCAAAGGAGGAAGUGAAAACAGAUGCUGAGACAAGGGAGGAAGCAGAAUCAGAUGCUGAGGCAAAGGAGGAAGUGAAAGCAGAUGCUGAGGCAAAGGAGGAAGUGAAAGCAGAUGCUGAGGCAAAGGAGGAAGUGAAAGCAGAUGCUGAUAAGGGCGCAAGAACCCCUUUUGGUGAUGACCAAUGCAAUGAUAAGGCAGAACAAAAUUAUAAUGGAACGAUAAGAAAAGAUUCAGUAGAAGAGAUUAUUUCUGAAUGUGACAUUUACAAAAAGGAUGUAAAGUCAGUGAAGAAGAAUGAGGAAAAUAAUGCAAUCCAUUCCCUCGAUCAUUACAAAAAUGUGGAACGUAUGAACCAUAACUUUGGACACAUGGAUAUUGGUUCUUACCAAGUGAGCAGUGACAUGACAAUGGAAGUAAUACAUGUAAAUAGAUGCAACAAUUAUGUGAAUUGUAAAGAAAAAGGAGAGAAUAAUCAAUACUAUGAGGAAGAUAACAUCAAAGUUGUGCUCGACAACGAAGGAUUGGCUGUUCCUCCCAAGGUGUCCCAAUCCACUACAAGAAUUUCCUUUUGUUUUGGAAGAAAUGGGAACUUUUUCUACACCAGAGGAAGGAAAGUGAAGUACGCUCCCUUGAUAAACAUCAUAAAGGGUUGCAUUAGGACGAGAAGUACAACCCAAAUUAGUAAUGAUUCACCUGUCCCUUCAUCAAGCAAUGUUAAUAAUAGUAAGAGGAAUAAUAAGAGGAAUAAUUGCAUCGAGAGUAGAGACAAAUGGUUGGAGGAACAUAUACAUGCGAUAAAAAAUUUCCCGGGACCUUUUAGCAGGAGAUGCGACAAAGUAGAUGAAAAGAUAAAAAUUUUUCUGAAUGGUCAUAUAAAAAUAAUUCGAGAAAUGUAUGCAAAUAACAUACAUGAAUAUGCACAAAAAUGUUCCCUGUAUAAUUACUUGCUGAACGUUAUAAAUAAUCCUCAGUUUCUGGAUUUUAAUUUACAAGAUGUAAGAACUGAUAAGGAAAGAGCAAAGGCUGUAAGUGAGUGUAAAAGCAGAAAUGUCGUGUCUUAUUUUGUUGAAUCAUCUCACAACCAGAGGGGUAGUAGUGUCCCAAGUAGUGGAAGUAGCACCAUUGUUCAUCCCAGUUGCAUUUCUUACUCAGAUGUGGCCAUUCAUUCAAUUGAGAAUAACUCACGAUGGAUGCCCAAAGGGAAAGACAAACUGCAGAAGUUGUCAUAUGACGAUGGCGAAGAGGAGGAAGGUGCACCCAAAGAAAGAGGAAAAAUGGACAAAUUUGAAAUAACAGCAGGAGCAGCAGCAGCAGAAGCAAGAGCAGAAGCAGGAAUGAAGUUGGAAAAGAGAGAAUUUCCAGAAGUCCUUUAUAACCAUUACGAGGAACAACAAGCAGGGAGAGGCAUCAGAUGGUUCAAUGGAAAACCAUUCGCAGAGAAAGAAAAAGAAAUGCGCAUUAUGGAUACCACAUUGUGUGAGUCGAAGAAAUCAUAUGUCAAACAGUUGUACGAGGGGAAAACGAAAAAAAUUUUGGUGAAUAACCAUAAGUAUGAAUUUCUUGAUUUUGUGGAUGAAGAAUUCAUCAGUAAAUUUUCAAACAUAGAAAAUAAUGAAAAAAUAACGAAAGAAGAUCAAUACAUGGAAUAUUACCAUUUGUGUAUAUAUAAUAGUGAGGAGGCUUCAAAAGUGUGCAAUGAAAUGAAUUUAUUUAAAUAUUUUUUUUUAAUUUUGAAAAAGUACAAUAAAGAAAAAUAUUAUAGAAUGGUUAAUCAAUACAUAAGUCACAUAGACAAUAUUAUGAACCAUGAUAUAGAAUUAAAUGAUGGUAUGAAAAAUAUAUACAAAAUAUAUAACUCCAGUGUGUAUAAUGAUAUUUUUAAAGAAACUUUUGUUUUCUUUAUUUCCUUAUUGAAUAGAAAAAGUAUGAUUUUUAAAAAAAAUAUUUUAACUAACUAUUGGUAUUCAUUUUACGUGCUAGUAUAUCACAACUUUCUUUUUCAAUUUGAAGAAAAUGAGAUUGAUUAUAUGGAAUAUAAAGACGAUAUUCACAUGUUCUUUCUUUUUUUAAUUAAACUUCUCUACAAAAAUGGACGUAAAACAGAAUCUCAAUUUUUAUUCAUUCAACUUUGUGCCAACCCUUGUGUCUUUCAAAUGCAAUCACAAGAGGAUUUUUCUAAUUUGGAAGCAAAUCCGAUUGAUGUAGAAAAGAAGCAGGAAUGCAGUUACAACACUGGUGGUGGUGGUGCUAUUGUGAAUCCCCAACAUGAGUACAACUCUUUCCCUAUAAUUCAGUCAAAUCAAGGAUUGCAUAUGGCUAGUCAGAACGGUAGUACCUACAGCGCUAGCCACAGAAGUCAUAUGAACAAUCCGAUCAGUCAGGUCAGCCAAGUCGGCCAAAUCAGCCAAGGUAGCCAAAUCAGCCAAGUUAACCAAGUUAGCCAAAUCAGCCAAGUUAACCAAAUCAGCAGGAAGGACGUAUCCAAAUCGCAAGACCUUCAGAGUGCUGGAACCCACUUUGACUUCUUCACCUUCCAAGCGUGCGAAGUGUACGAAUAUCUUAUGAGACAGAAGGACGAAACUUUUUUUUAUGAAAGCCUUAUCACGCAAAAAAUUAUUUAUGCAUACACAUUACUAGAAUUAGGGGUUCUAGAACAGGCAAGAAAAUAUAUAGAAAUUUUAUACUACUAUGUAGAUGUAAUUAAAAGCCAGAAGAAAAAAAACAAUGAUUUAGUGCAUUUGUAUGAGACCUUACUGAGUCAUGCUAAAUAUGUUUUCCCGUCCUUACAUUUACAAAAUAAAAAUCAGGAAAUAAGUUCAACCGAAAAUAACGACACCUCAUCGAAUGACUUUUUUUACAAUGGAAAAAGUAUAUACAAUUACAAAAUUAUUUCAUCAUAUCAAGGUUUUCAACACGCAGAUGCAGUAAAUCAAAACAGGCAAUCUGUUCAGGUGGGGAAUACUAAUAAAUACUGUGGUAUCAACGUGGAAAAUAUUACUACCGAAUUGUUAACACAUAAUAACACUCAGAUGGAUGAAAACAAAAAUGUAAUAUAUGGAAGAGGAACAACGCCUUACGUACCAUUUUACAAGGGAUACAAUGAAAUAAACAAUAUGAAUUCCCUUUUUGAAGAUCAAAAUAGGGGUGGUGCAUUCAGCAUAAAUGACAUGAACUCUACUCACGAGACGGAGAUAAUGGAUAGAAUCUCGAACCCGAUCAGUUAUAACAAGGAUGGUAAUAACAAUAAUGUUAGUGAUAAAAACAUUUUCAAUAACGAUACCAUCACAUGUAUGCAUCCAGAUAUACAUAUAGAGUCUAAGACAGAAAAUAAAAUUUCCCAAGGCAUUGAAAAUGAUCCCAAUUUCAACCCAUCAGAACCGAUUUACAGCGGUGCAACAAAUUUGGAAGUUAUCAGAUGUCACGACCACCACCCCUCGAAUAACAGCAUAAAUGUUUCAUUUCAAACGAACGUUCAAAAUUUAAGAAGUAAUGAAAAUUCAUAUUUUCCUAGUUAUCCAACAGAAUAUGUUGGCACACAAGGCUCAGCUAAUGUUAGAAGUGAGGUUAGAGCCAUCCCACUUCAGCAGUGUAAUAAUGAAAGUGCACAAAUGGGAUAUUUCUACAGCCAAUACGAGGAUGCGACCACUGCUGAACCAGGUGUGGCUACUUCUAAACUAGAUGUGACGAAUGCAGAACCCGUUGCAGGUGUAAGGACGACGACAGAGAAUGAUCGUAGAAAUUAUUACACAACAGAACCACUCCAACAGACGCAGAUUUUACAGAAUAACGAAUACAUAAUGAAGAGUACUGAAGUUAUUGACCAUGGGCAAAGUAACUGGAUUUGUGAAAAUAGCGGAUCAUUUAAGCAGAACGAAAUAAUUAAUUAUCAUAUGAAUAGUGAUAAUUUCACUUAUUACUACAAUGAGAGUAUUGGAACUAUUCCCCCAGUGCAUGGACAAAUACACCAAGGGGGUUCUAAUGGCCCAGAAGCUUAUCCAACAAGUGUUCCGUUUCAUCGCUCGUUGCAGCAAAAUGCAUAUCCUACAAAUAGCCAGAAUUAUAAUAUAGUAGGGAAUGUGCCAUACAGCAAUGACCCUGCCAAAUCGCCUGAACGGUCAGGUAAAAAUGGACCGCUGCAAGGAGUCCGCAAUGAAACAGAAAAUAAAAAGAAUGGACAAGAAGUGCAACAACAGAAUGAAGAAAACAACAAUAUGGAUUUAAUAAAUUUAGGGAAGACAUUCAUUUCUGGAUUUUUUUCAAACAUAAAAGAAAAAAUAACAAAAACAGAACAGGUAGAAGAGGAAGAGGAAAAUAUUUUUUACUACGAUUAUGAGAAAAAGAGAUGGAGAGAAAAGGGUGUUACAUCAGAUGAGGAAAAUGAAAGAGAGCGACAAAAAAAGCAACAUGAAAUGGAAAUUAAAAAUAUAGCACCCCCACCUCUAGCACAAAAUACAUCAAGCGUGAACAAGAAAACCCCUCUUGACAUAACAGACGUUCGAAGUAGGUAUGUCGAUUAUUUUAAAUGA